This is a messenger RNA of Microtus oregoni (creeping vole), 3482 nucleotides long. RefSeq names its product integrin subunit alpha 4 (gene Itga4). Gene Ontology annotation, cellular component: external side of plasma membrane; integrin complex. Gene Ontology annotation, biological process: integrin-mediated signaling pathway; cell-cell adhesion; cell-matrix adhesion. The coding region runs from base 217 to 3312 and encodes 1031 amino acids. The transcript has 29 exons. The record is from RefSeq and is a predicted model, not a curated record. Lineage: Eukaryota; Metazoa; Chordata; Mammalia; Rodentia; Cricetidae. Gene Ontology annotation, molecular function: integrin binding.
CCAGGGCCUGAGGCAUCCCUGGCCACCACAAUUGCUCCGCCUGUGGCCACCAGUUCCCCUCCCCUGGCGUCCCUCUCUCCGCCCCUGUCGCCUGCCAGUACCGGACACGCUGCUGCACUUCAUCUCUUGGGGCGCUCUUCGCCUUGGCCAACCGUCGCAUCCUGCGCAACUCUGGUCAGUGGCCGUUUGGUGUUGAAUGUUCCCCACCAAGAGUGCAUGGCUGCGGAACCGAGGCGCAGACCCGGGCCCCGAGGGGUCGCCCUCUGGGAAGCCGUGAUGCUGUUGUACCUGGGAGUGCCUUCGGGGUACCCCUACAACCUGGACCCAGAGAGCGCGCUGCUGUACCAGGGCCCCUCCGGUACUCUGUUUGGCUACUCGGUCGUGCUACACAGCCACGGGGAAAAGCGCUGGCUCAUUGCAGGGGCACCCACUGCCAGCUGGCCCUCCAAUGCCUCAGUGGUCAAUCCUGGGGCGAUUUACAGAUGCAGGAUCGGAAAGAAUCCAGGCCAGACCUGCGAGCAGCUCCAGCUGGGUAGUCCCACUGGAGAGCCCUGUGGAAAGACGUGCUUGGAAGAGAGAGAUAACCAGUGGCUGGGGGUGACACUUUCCAGACAGCCGGGUGAAAAUGGAUCUAUUGUGACUUGUGGGCAUAGGUGGAAAAAUAUAUAUUACAUGAAGAAUGAUAAUAAGCUACCCAGUGGCGUCUGCUACGCGAUGCCUUCGGAUUUGCGAACAGAACUGAGCAAAAGGAUGGCCCCGUGUUACCGGGAUUUUGUGAGAAAAUUUGGAGAACAUUUUGCAUCAUGUCAAGUUGGAAUAUCUAGUUUUUACACCCAGGAUUUAAUUGUGAUGGGGGCCCCAGGAUCAUCUUACUGGACUGGUUCCGUCUUUGUCUACAAUAUAACUACAAACACGUACAAGGCAUAUUUAGACCUUCAGAAUCAAGUAAAAUUUGGAAGUUACUUAGGCUAUUCGGUUGGAGCUGGUCAUUUUCGAAGUCCACACACGACUGAAGUCGUAGGAGGAGCUCCUCAACAUGAGCAGAUAGGAAAAGCAUAUAUAUUCAGCAUUGAUGAAAAGGAGCUGAGCAUCAUCCAUGAAAUGAAAGGUAAAAAGCUUGGCUCAUACUUCGGAGCAUCUAUCUGUGCAGUGGACCUCAACGCAGAUGGCUUCUCAGAUCUCCUUGUGGGGGCUCCCAUGCAGAGCACCAUCAGAGAGGAAGGGAGAGUAUUCGUAUACAUGAACUCUGGCUUGGGAGCUGUAAUGAAUGAGAUGGAAACGGUACUCAUUGGGAAUGACAAAUAUUCUGCAAGAUUUGGGGAAUCUAUAGCAAAUCUUGGUGACCUUGACAAUGAUGGCUUUGAAGAUAUUGCUAUUGGGGCUCCCCAAGAAGACGAUUUGCGAGGUGCUAUCUACAUUUACAAUGGCCGAGCAGAUGGGAUCUCAUCCACCUACUCACAGAGAAUAGAAGGACUUCAAAUCAGUGAAUCAUUAAGGAUGUUUGGACAGUCCAUCUCAGGACAAAUUGAUGCAGACAACAAUGGAUAUGUGGAUGUUGCGGUUGGUGCUUUUCGGUCUGAUUCCGCAGUGUUGCUAAGGACAAGACCCGUAGUGAUUGUGGAAGCAUCCUUAAGUCAUCCCGAGUCAAUAAACAGAACCAUAUUUGACUGCACUGAAAAUGGACUUCCCUCUGUGUGCAUGGAUCUGACGCUCUGUUUCUCAUACAAGGGCAAAGCAGUCCCGAGCUACAUCGUUUUGUUUUACAACGUGAGCUUGGAUGUGCACAGAAAGGCAGAGACGCCAUCAAGAUUUUACUUCUUCUCUAAUGGAACUUCAGACAUGAUCACAGGAAGCGUGGGGGUUUCGAGCAGUGGAGAGAAGUGUAGGACACACCAGGCAUUCAUGCGGAAAGACGUACGAGACAUCCUCACGCCUGUUCAAGUCGAGGCCACGUACCACCUUGGGCAUCAUGUGAUUACCAAAAGGAACACAGAGGAAUUCCCACCACUUCAGCCAAUCCUCCAGCAGAAGAAAGAAAAAGACAUGAUUAGGAAAACGAUAAACUUUGCAAGGUUUUGUGCCCAUGAAAACUGUUCUGCUGAUCUGCAAGUUUCUGCAAAAAUUGGAUUUUUGAAGCCAUAUGAAAAUAAAACCUAUCUCGCUGUUGGGAGCAUGAAGACCAUAAUGCUAAAUGUAUCUGUGUUCAAUGCUGGCGACGAUGCGUAUGAAACGACCCUGAGCAUCCAACUCCCCACAGGCCUUUACUUUAUUAAGAUCUUAGACCUGGAAGAGAAACAAAUAAACUGUGAAGUGACUGGGAGCUCUGGCCUGGUGAAACUCGCCUGCAGCCUCGGUUACAUCUAUGUGGAUCGUCUCUCAAGGACAGAUAUUAGCUUCCUCCUGGACGUGAGCUCACUCAGCAGGGCAGAUGAGGACCUCAGCAUCACUGUGCACACCUCCUGUGAAAACGAAGAAGAAAUGGACAGAAUGAAGGACAACAACGUGACAUUAGUGAUUCCUCUAAGAUAUGAAGUUGCGCUGACGGUUCACGGGUUCGUGAACCCAACUUCAUUUGUCUAUGGAUCAAGUGAAGAAAAUGAGCCAGAAUCAUGCAUGACGGAGAAGCUGAACUUCACCUUUCAUGUUAUAAACACCGGCAUUAGCAUGGCUCCAAAUGUUAGUGUGGAAAUAAUGGUACCCAAUUCUUUCCUCCCUCAAACAGAUAAGUUGUUCAACGUUUUGGACGUCCAGGCGACUAUGGGGCAAUGCCAUUAUAAACAUUAUGGAAGAGAGUGUACAUCAGAACAGCAAAAUGGCGUAGCGGAGACCUUGACAGACAUAGUCAAAUUCUUAUCAAAGACAGACAAGAGACUCUUGUAUUGCAUGAAAGCUGACCUACACUGUUUAGAUUUCUUAUGCAACUUCGGGAAAAUGGAAAGUGGGAAGGAAGCCAGCGUUCAUAUCCAGCUGGAAGGUCGGCCAUCCAUCUUGGAAAUUGAUGAGACUUCAUCGCUCAAGUUUGAAAUCAGAGCAACAGCUUUUCCAGAGCCACACCCCAAAGUUAUUGAGUUGAAUAAGGAGGAGAAGGUUGCCCAUGUUCUCCUGGAAGGGCUCCAUCAUCAAAGACCCAAACGGCAUCUCACCAUCGUGAUUAUUACUAGCAGCUUGCUGCUGGGACUUAUCGUACUUUUAUUAAUUUCAUGUGUUAUGUGGAAGGCUGGGUUCUUUAAAAGACAGUACAAAUCUAUUCUUCAAGAAGAAAAUAGGAGAGACAGCUGGAGUUAUGUCAACAGCAAGGGUGACGAUGACUAACGACUCGAGAGCAAUGAACAAAGACCUCAGGGAAAAUCUCCAAAAAAAGAAAAUACACCAAGGCUGCUUUACAGCAGUCAAAAGUAGAGAAAAACACUAAAGCUAUUGACUUACUCAAGAAAAGUGAACUUAGAAGGUAACUUGAAAGAAACUCCAGAUUUAGCCAAGCA